CUUGCCGCCAUCCUGCCAAUAGCAGUCUCUCCUCUGACCUUGAUCAAACCAGCACAGCUUGUGGCCAUGGAGAGCCGCAGUCCUUCACCUCCCUUGGACCCCGUUGCGGGCGUCACGGAGGAUCUCGUUUCACUACCAAACUCAAAGACGGCCGGCGACACAAACAUCGACUUUGACGGACUGCUCGCACAGUCUAUCAAGCUCCACGAGGACGUGCGGACAGGCUGCGGCGGCCAGACGUGGCCUGCGGGCAUGGUGCUGGGGAAGCACAUGCUGCGCUACCAUAGAGCCACGCUGGAGACUGCCCGGAUACUGGAAUUGGGCGCUGGUGGUGGACUAGUUGGAUUGGCUGUGGCGGCUGGUUGUAACCUCCAGGCGCCACUCAUCUUAACCGACCAGGAUGUGAUGCUGGAGCUGAUGAAGCAUAAUAUUCAGCUGAACGAGCUGGAGGGCAAAGCUACGGCCUCAAUAUUGGACUGGGGCGAGACGCUUCCAGAGGCCGUUGUGGCGCACAAGCCGGACGUGAUAUUGGCAGCUGAAUGUGUUUACUUCGAGCCGGCCUUCCCGCUACUCAUGCAGACGCUCAAGGACCUGUUUGAGCUCAAUUCGGAUGCCGUGGUGUAUUUCUGCUUCAAGAAGAGGAGACGAGCCGACAUGCAGUUUGUCAAAGCAGCCAAGAAGGCGUUUGUGGUCGAGGAGAUUUUCGACGAGGACAGGCCCGUGUUUCAGCGAGAGUCACUGUUCCUCUUCACAUUUAGAAAGCGGGCAGCCGGUGGCACCACUGCGAGCAAAAAGAAGAGCGGCAUGAUGGCAGCCAACCACAAUGGCCUAAUCGAAACCGAAAGAUGAUGCCACACAACAGCGGACAGAAGAUGUCUCUCCGUGAUUGGACCCGACUCCUCUUUUUUCUUCCGUGGUAUUGGACAUUGGCUGCACGAGUCCCAUCGGCGGUUGCACCAAGCAGAGAAUCAGCAUCCAGAGAAGGGAGACCGGAGGGAGCCUGCACGCACUUCUUCCUCAUGUCAAGCGAACACGGAAUAGCAUACGACGGGGGAAAUAAAGGUGCGGGGGGACAGGGCCGUGGAACAGAUGCGGCUGUGAGCCUGGCUCUGAGCGAGAUUAAUGAUUCAGCAUGUCCUCUCUCUCUAUGCUGCCAUGGCGCCCUGGGAUCGCGAUUCUGGAAAGCGGCAGGAAGCAAGAACUAGCAUACGCAAGCCUUUGACGAUGAACUGAAAAUUUUUCUUCUGACGCGUGGCGAUUGCAUUGCUUCUUUUUGUUCCUUUUUUCCCUUUCGGUUCUGUACAGAGGCAAUAGUGCUGCGGCCUAAGCUGCUGGCUACUAAAGUCGCAGCGGUUCCAUAUUUGUCGCCCACGCGGCUUCUAACUGUGCCCAUCCGGUUGGUACAGCGCAGAACUCGUUGGUGGAGACAGUCGGUGAAGUUAAACGACAGGCCAUGACAAGCAGGGAGUCAACCGCCACAAGUUUUAGAUCGAAUGAGCGUGCCU
This is a messenger RNA of Trichoderma atroviride IMI 206040, 1505 nucleotides long. RefSeq lists its product as uncharacterized. The record is from RefSeq and is a predicted model, not a curated record. NCBI's taxonomy places the organism in Eukaryota, Fungi, Ascomycota, Sordariomycetes, Hypocreales, Hypocreaceae. Gene Ontology annotation, molecular function: protein-lysine N-methyltransferase activity. Gene Ontology annotation, cellular component: cytosol; cytoplasm. Gene Ontology annotation, biological process: peptidyl-lysine methylation.